Messenger RNA from Alnus glutinosa, 2164 nucleotides. Its product is annotated as actin-related protein 3. The transcript is spliced from 9 exons. Lineage: Eukaryota; Viridiplantae; Streptophyta; Magnoliopsida; Fagales; Betulaceae. Gene Ontology annotation, biological process: Arp2/3 complex-mediated actin nucleation. Bases 414 to 1700 code for a protein of 428 amino acids. The record is from RefSeq and is a predicted model, not a curated record. Gene Ontology annotation, molecular function: actin filament binding. Gene Ontology annotation, cellular component: actin cortical patch; Arp2/3 protein complex.
AAAAGAGAAAAAGAGCAAGCCCAGAGAGACAGAGAGAGAGAGAGAGGGGGGUCAGUGGGUGUGUUGUUUGUGUUUGAUUGCCAAGAAAGGUAUCGAAGGAACGCGCACAUACACACUCACGCUCACACGCACAACCAUGAUGCAGAAAUUGAGAAUUCCAGUUCGAUUUGGCUUAUAUGUUUGUCGUUGUUGAAAUGGGUGGAGCAAUCACCAACUCCUGUGCGUUGAGUUGCUGCUUUCGCUUGAGAUCCAAGCCUGCCUCGCCAUCACCGACACUUUCUUCUUAUUAUUCAUCCUCGCGCUCCUCAAAGCGCCCUUCUCGACCAUGAUCCUCUGCCCUAAACGCUCUCUUGGAUCUCAACCGCAGGUCCACCCCUACCACCUCCAACAGAGAUACCUCCUCUCUCAUUCUCAUGGACCCCGCUACCUCUCGCCCCGCUGUAGUCAUCGACAACGGCACCGGUUAUACUAAGAUGGGAUUCGCCGGUAACGUUGAGCCGUGCUUCAUCGCUCCGACAGUAGUUGCCGUGAACGAAUCGUUUCUGAAUCAAUCACGAAGCUCUUCCAAAGCCAAUUGGCUAGCGCAGCACAGUGCUGGCGUAAUGGCCGAUCUUGACUUCUUCAUAGGGGACGAGGCGCUUGCGAGAUCUCGAUCUAGCAGUACUUACAAUCUCAGCUAUCCAAUUCGGCAUGGGCAGGUGGACAAUUGGGACGCAAUGGAGCGGUUCUGGCAGCAGUGUAUAUUUAACUAUUUGCGGUGUGAUCCAGAAGAUCAUUACUUUCUGUUGACAGAGAGCCCGCUUACUGCACCCGAGAAUCGCGAGUAUACUGGUGAAAUUAUGUUCGAGACGUUCAAUGUUCCUGGGCUUUAUAUAGCUGUGAAUUCGGUGCUCGCUCUUGCGGCUGGGUACACGACGUCUAAGUGUGAGAUGACAGGGGUUGUAGUGGAUGUUGGAGAUGGGGCUACUCAUGUUGUACCUGUUGCAGAUGGUUAUGUCAUUGGGAGUAGCAUUAAGUCAAUUCCUAUUACUGGGAAAGAUGUUACUCUUUUUGUCCAGCAGCUCAUGCGGGAAAGAGGGGAGAAUGUGCCCCCUGAAGACUCGUUUGAAGUAGCUCAGAAAGUGAAGGAAAUGUAUUGCUACACUUGUUCAGACAUUGUCAAGGAGUUCAAUAAGCAUGAUAAAGAAUCAGCAAAGUAUAUUAAGCAAUGGAGAGGCAUUAAACCAAAGACGGGGGCACCAUACUCUUGUGAUAUUGGCUAUGAACGAUUUCUUGGCCCUGAGGUUUUCUUUAAUCCUGAGAUUUAUAGCAGCGAGUUUACUACCCCUUUACCAGCUGUAAUCGACAAGUGUAUUCAGUCUGCACCAAUUGACACAAGAAGAGCUUUGUAUAAGAAUAUAGUGUUGUCAGGAGGCUCAACCAUGUUCAAAGACUUCCACAGGAGGUUGCAACGGGAUCUUAAGAAGAUUGUGGAUGCCAGGGUUCUUGCAUCCGAAGCUCGAUUUGGUGGGGAAGUAAAAUCACAACCAGUAGAAGUCAAUGUAGUCAGCCACCCAAUCCAGAGAUUCGCAGUUUGGUUUGGAGGCUCUGUCCUUGCAUCAACACCCGAAUUUUUCGCGGCUUGCCAUACAAAAGCAGAAUAUGAGGAAUAUGGUGCAAGCAUAUGCCGAACUAAUCCUGUUUUCAAGGGGAUGUAUUGAUGCAAAAAACCAUUUUGGCUGAUCUUGAUUUUGUGAUUGAGAUACUCGAUGGAAUGCCUCAUCAUUUCCACUUUCCAUAUGUAGCUCAGUUCACUCCCUGGGCCCUUGUCUUCCUUGGCACUCAUGCUUUCUUGGGUUGGUGAGGAGGUGGUGUAAAAUAUAUUUAGUUUCAUUUUUGUAACAAUAUAUGGGUUUCCUAUAUCCAUUCUUUCAUUAGGGGGGGCGGUCUUCACAGUUCUUCUCUUAGCAGCCAAUGGGAAAUGGCCAUUGUCAUUGGGGUAAACGUUAACGGAGUUUAUAUGCAUUUUUAGUGUUCAGCUUAGGUAGUGUUUGAUAAAGAUAUAUUUUUUGAAUCAAGAGUGGUUAGUCCACCAAUUGCUUUCUAAGUCGCACUCUAUACUCUGGGUACAAUUUUUGUACGUGUUCUUUUGUACUUAUCAAUUAUCAUACCCUUUUAAGUGAAA